AUGAAGCAGAGAUUCUCCUCUCUUGAUGUUAAAGUCAUAUCACAGGAGCUUUCACGCGCUCUGGUCGGCCUGCGAAUUUCCAACAUAUAUGAUCUAUCUUCACGCAUAUGUCUCUUUAAACUUGCAAAACCAGACACACGGAAGCAACUCAUCGUCGACAUCGGGUUCAGGUGCCACCUUACAGAAUACUCUCGGACGACUGCCGCUGCCCCCUCGCCAUUUAUCAGCCGCCUGCGAAAGUUCCUGAAAACAAGGAGAGUCACAGCCGUGUCCCAACUGGGUACAGAUAGGAUCAUUGAUAUUGCAUUUAGCGAUGGCAAUUUCCAUCUCCUCCUGGAGUUCUACGCCGGGGGUAAUAUCAUCCUGACAGACAAAGACUACAAAAUCGUUGCAUUACAUCGGAUCGUGCAUGGGGGUGGUGAGAAAGAAGAGGUUAGAGUUGGAUUGCAAUAUGAUAUUACCAACAAGCAGAAUUAUAAUGGGGUGCCGCCGCUGUCAAUUGAACGGUUACGGGAGACAUUACAACGGGCGGAGGAGGCAGAAGGAGAGUGUGGUGCAGUGGAGGGUCCCGGAACUAACAAGAGGGGGAAAAAAAAGCAAGCGGAAGCACUAAAGCGGGCUAUCUCGAUGGGAUUCCCCGAAUAUCCAGCUCUACUUCUAGAUCAUUCAUUCCAUGCGGCUGGUUUCGACGCGAAUUUGGAACCGAAACAAGCACUGGAGGAUAGUGAAUUGAUGAAACGGCUGAUGCUUGUGCUUACGGAGGCGGAAAGUGUUAAUGCCAGACUGUCCACUUUGGAGGACACGCCCGGGUAUAUAAUUUCGAAGGCAGAAAGUAAAACGGGAGAAGCGAUCACGGAGGCUGAUACUGAUUCCCCCAAGCCAAAAAAUAUGCUGUAUCACGAUUUCCACCCCUUCGAGCCGAAGCAGUUUGAAAAUGUGCCUGGCAUGACAAUUUUGAAGUUUAAGACGUUCAACAAAGCUGUGGACGAGUACUUCUCUUCUGUUGAGUCUCAAAAGCUUGAAUACAGACUUACUGAACGUGAGGAAAUCGCAAGGAGGAAACUGGAAGCUGCACAGAAAGACCAAGAAAACCGUAUUGGGGCAUUGAAGGAAGUCCAGGAACUGCAUGUCCGCAAGGCCCAGGCAAUUGAAGCUAAUUUGCUGCGUGUUGAGGAGGCGAUCAAAGCUGUCAACGGUCUGAUAGCACAAGGGAUGGACUGGGUUGAAAUCGCCCGAUUAAUCGAGAUGGAAAAAAGCCGCCAGAAUCCGGUUGCUAAUGUUAUAAAGUUGCCCUUGAAACUCUAUGAGAAUACGGUUACUCUACUAUUGGGAGAGCCUACGGAAGAUGAAGAACCGGCGGACGAGUCUGAGGAGGAAGAGGAUUCUGAGAGUGAUGAUGAGGAUGGAGGUAACAAAGUAAAGUUGGAAGGGUCAAAGAAGGCGCAGCAGCAGCUACUUUCUAUCGAUAUUGAUCUUGGGAUUUCGCCGUGGGCGAACGCAAGACAGUAUUAUGAGCAAAAAAGGGUUGCUGCAGUAAAGGAAGAGAAGACGCUCAAAUCAACCAAGAAGGCAAUAAAGAGCACAGAAAAGAAGGUAACUACGGAUCUGAAGCAUGCAUUGAAACAAGAGAAACCAAUCCUGCGGCCUACAAGGACGCCAUUUUGGUUUGAAAAGUUCAUGUUUUUUGUGUCUUCGGAUGGAUAUCUUGUCCUUGGUGGCCGAGACCUCCAGCAAACCGAGAUACUGUACCGACGAUAUCUUAAAAAAGGGGAUGUGUAUGUCCAUGCUGACGUACAAGGAGCUACUCCUAUCUUUGUCAAAAAUAAACCUGGCACCCCAGAUGCUCCUAUUCCACCUGGAACUCUUUCCCAAGCAGGCAACCUUUGCGUAGCCUCUUCGAGCGCGUGGGACUCUAAAGCUGUAAUGGGCGCCUGGUGGGUGAAUGCGGACCAGGUGUCCAAAACCGCACCGUCAGGAGAAUUCGUGGGAACUGGCGGCUUUGUGAUUCGGGGCGAGAAACAUCAGCUCCCUCCUGCUCAGCUUCUCCUUGGGUUUGCUGUGAUGUUUCAAAUCAGUGAAGAUAGUAUCAAGAACCAUACGAAGUACAGAGUGCAGGAUGAACCAUCUAUCGUGGACAUUGCGAAAGAUAUCCAGUGGGCAAAUGAAGUUUUAAACUCAAAACAGGACUCAGAAGCCCCGAGAGCUGAUGGCAAUAAGGAGAUAAGCCCUGCAUCUGAAGAGCAUGAUAGUUCAGAUGAGCAGGAUGAGGAAAUCGAGAAUCCAUUGUUAACCGGCAUGGAAUCUGAACCAGACGAUUCCGGCGGCAAUGAAGAUAAGGGCGGUGAUAAUGGAGAAGAGAAACUACCAAAUGAUGACACUGAUGAUGAAAAGGAAUAUAAUUCGGUAGUAACCAAAGAAACGGUGGUUCUAGAGUCGGGAGUAGAUGAACCAAUUACCCAAUCUGAAGCUGAUGUCUCUAAGCAGCCAACUGGCAUCACCAAACGACAAGAUAUUAAGCACCUGACUGCCCGAGAAAGACGUCAAUUGAAAAAGGGAGUCCUCAUCGAACAAACUUCCGGCCGAGUUGGCGAUGCCGAAUCCCAAUCAAGCUCUCCAACCCCAUCUGUAGCACCAUCAGUUACAACCACCACCAAUACAAACACAGUUAUCUCUAACAUCCGCGGCAAACGGGGUAAGAGCAAAAAGCUGGCAACCAAAUACCAACAUCAAGACGAAGAGGACCGUGAACUCGCUCUCCGCCUCCUCGGAUCGGCACCGAAGCCGGAUAAGUUACGUGAAGCCGCGAAGAACAAAGCAGAGCGACAGGCAGAGCUCGAGGCGCAAAAGCAACGUCGUCGAGCACAACAUGAUCGAGCAGCACAGGCUGAACGGGAACGUCACAAGGCGCUGCAGCAACAAGGAGGUGACGGUGGUGAAACGCAACUCGAUGACGCAGAUACUGUGGCAGAUUUAUCUUGUCUUCCCUCUUUGAUCGGCACACCAGUUGUUGGCGACGAGGUCCUGGCGGCGAUUCCUGUCUGUGCACCAUGGGCAGCAUUGGGGCAUUAUAAGUAUCGCGCAAAGCUACAACCAGGGAUUGUCAAGAAAGGAAAAGCUGUCAAAGAGAUUUUGGGGAAGUGGGUUUUAGAUGCCACUGCUUCUGUGAAUGCUAUGGAGAAAGAUAGGGGAAGAGAUAAGGGGAAACUGCAUGCUGAUCCGUCUACUCUUGGAGACACCGGUGGGUACAAGGGUGAGGAUGAAAUUCUGAAUGGAGAAGAGGACAAGGCUUCCUUGAAGCAGCUUACUGCCAUGGAGUUGGAACUUGUAAAGGGAUGGAGGGAUGCUGAGAUCGUGAAUACGAUCCCCGUUGGAAAGGUUAAAGUUAUUUCCGGUGGUGGUGGCGAGAAAUUGGGAAAAGGGAAAGGCGGGAAAGGCAGGGGAGGGAAAGGUGAUGGAGGGAGGAGGCAAGGUAAGAGGAAGUAA
This is a messenger RNA of Paracoccidioides lutzii Pb01, 3483 nucleotides long. RefSeq lists its product as hypothetical. The record is from RefSeq and is a predicted model, not a curated record. Bases 1 to 3483 code for a protein of 1160 amino acids. Gene Ontology annotation, molecular function: ribosomal large subunit binding; tRNA binding. The transcript is spliced from 4 exons. Gene Ontology annotation, cellular component: RQC complex. Gene Ontology annotation, biological process: ribosome-associated ubiquitin-dependent protein catabolic process; rescue of stalled cytosolic ribosome.